AUGCAUAUAUUUAAAAUGGCGGACGAGCUGGAAGGUCUUCGGCGGGAGAUUGAACAAAAAACUUUGGAGCUUGAAUCAUUAAAAAACCUGUUAGCCCUCAAGGUAAGGAAUGUUAAUUGCUGAAUAGAAUGCAACAGUUUGUAGAGGCAUUAAGCGAUUUUAUUGCAAGGCCCUGUGCUCGCCCUUGUUGUGCAAUUAUUAAGCUUAUGUUUGUUCACUGGUUUGUUCUUCUUGAUCGAAUGCAACGUGGGUUUCAAAUUAAGGGAAGCGAUUUCGCUUGUAUUCAACAGUUUGCAAAUGUUAACCCAGGACCUUCUCAAGUACUGUAAUAGGGUCAAAGCGCAGAGUGCAGAGUAACUUUAUUGAUGUGGAAUUGUUUGUUGUGUGAUGUACUUAUAAUACAAAUAUUAUAAUUGCAUGUGUGUCUCUUAAAAAAUAAUGUAAUUUUAGAAAGUUUGAAAUGCUUCAUGGUCUGUGUUUUUACAGGAAAAAGAGUAUGCUACCCAUGCCCUAAAUGGGUGUCCUCCGGCAUCUAACUGCUCCAGUUUUAUAGAACCUCGGAAGACAGACAAAUUGAAUAACAGAGAUAUUUUGCGGUAUAGCAGGCAACUGAUAUUACCAGAGAUUGGUGUUAAAGGUAUGGGGUUAUUCAAGACAAACGUAAAUUAUUUUCAAUAUCAUGUUUAUGGUGUCUUUGACAACCCUUUCAUUUCCAAAGUCAAUUAUUAUUGAGGGACAAAAUGUUGUUACAACUCUGUGGAUGAAAACCUUAAUUGACUUGAGUAUUUCCAUUAUAUGCCAGCUCUCUCAGAGUACCUGGGAGUACCAUAUAAUUUAUUCAAUUUAAUGCCGCCUUCGAAUAAACGCUGCCCUCGAUCAAUCGCCGCAAAUGGAAGCAAAAUUACCAAUACUGGUAAACACCGCCCUUGAAUAAACACCGCCCCUAGAGAAAUGCAGCAAUUACUUGAGGAUAAUAAGAAAAACCUUGGUACAACUUUGUAAUUUAUACCUUCCAGGCAUUUACGAUUCUAUCUCAGUAAAAUAAAGGAGACAUUGGAACCAUUUUCAAUAACUGUCGUCAGUGAUUUAGAAAAAGUCAUUUCGAAAUAAACGGCGCCCUCAAAUAAAUGCCGCCCUUGAAUAAAAGCUGCAUUGGAAACACUAAAAAUUUAAUAAACGCCGUGUCGUUAAAUCAAAUAAAUACAGUACCGUGGAUUUGGCACAAAUCCCCAAUACACUCUCCCAUUCAGAUCGCCAGUUCUCCUGAGAUAAAAUUUGAUUUUUAGCCUUUCCGUGAUAAAUGCCUAUUGUGUUGCCUAUUUUUUCCAAUUAAUGUCUUUUUUUUUACAAAAAGUGUAAGUACAAUGCAUCAAUGGUUUUUGCAGCAUUUUGGGGCGAUAUUGAAGUCAGGGGGGAGUACUGCAGUAGUCAUAGAGGCAUUCUAUCUCUUGAGGUUGGCAUCUCUGCAGAUCGUUUGCAUGGUCUAUUUCUUUUUUUUUGACUUUAUAAAAUGACCUUAAGGAUUUUCCUGCAAUUUUUGUUUUGAUAUUGUUUGGAGUGAAAGAGUUGGAAAACACCAAAUUUUACUGAAAGUCACCAUGACAGCAACUGACAUGCAAUCAUUGAAGCAUUCCUAGCCUCUUAUGAUUAGCUCAGAUAUCUCACUCUUUCUAGCUGUAAUUAUACCUCAUGCCCCUGGUCUCAUGCGAUGCAUUAUUUUUUUCCAGGACAGAUACAGUUGUACAAUACAUCGGUACUCAUUAUAGGAGCUGGUGGUCUUGGGUGUCCUGUGGCACAGUAUUUAGCAGCUGCUGGAGUAGGUAUGCCUUUUGCCUUUUAACUAUUUGAAGCAAUGUCACAACAAUAUAAAUAUUGUAAUGUUAUGUUGCGCUAAAAAUUGUUGUUGUGAAUUGCCUUGUUUAACAUCACCUUUAGGGUUGGUCUAAAAAAGAGAACUAUACAUGACUAUAGCACUGACUUGUGCUGGAUUGCAUAUUAAUUAACUUAAAAUAAAUUGUUCUUGGUGUGGUGGUUAAGAAGCCAGUUCACUUAUUUUGAACCCUGUUAUUCUCAAUGGUGCCAACAUCUCAAUUCAAGAAAAAUUUCAAAUUUACUUUCAAAAAAUUGUGGAAAAAUAUUGAAGAGAAAAUAGUUUAAUUUGAGUAAAGACAGAAAGGUAUCAUUAACUUUGAAUUGUGAUAUCAAAGGAUGUCAUCCAAAACGUAAAAGAACCAGGGAGACAACAGUGUUCUACCUAAGUUUUUGCUUAGCAGGUCAGGGACCAUUCACAGCCGGUAAGGCAAAAAAUAUGUACCACAGAGGGGUACGUUUCACGAGACAGGCGGUUAGUGUAGUGCAGGAAAUGGCCCCGCUCUUACCGGGAAAUUUAGGAGCUAAGUUCUGAAAUGUUAUUCCCUAAAUGUAAGACCUGCUUUAUGCAAAUUGGCUGUUGUUACCUUUUAACAACAAAUUAACACGACUGAUUUCAAUAGUGUCUUCAGUGUUCUCUUUCUAAAAUGUGUGGCACAUAAAAAGAAAAGCUGUGUAUACUUAAGUAAGUCCAUGUAGUCAUUCAUUUUCUUGUGGCAUGUGAUAAUUGGAUCAGAUGACAACUUGUGUAUUUUUCAAAAGUACUUCUUUAAUUUUAGUAAACCUUCAGGCCACUGCACGCGGUAAAAAGUGUUGCUUCAGGUGGUAAAUUUUACCGGUUACUGCCUGAUAAGGAGAACACUGAGACAAUCGUAAGUAUGCAACGGUCUGUCACAUCAUGACUUGUUCUUGAUCUCAUACAUUCAGAGUAAUUCAGUGUAAAUAGGUUGCAUGACAAUUUAUUGCUCUAAUCAAAGAGCCCGCAAUGUUGGCCUUUGCUUGAAUUUAUUUGAGUCUGGGAGCCAAAUGAUUUUUCUUGAAAGUUGUUUUGGAAUUGUCUACUGUUGCAGGUUGCAUAGGAAUUGUCGAUUAUGAUACAGUGGAAAUAAGCAAUCUUCAUCGACAAGUUCUUCACACAGAAGGCAGGGUGAACAUCUCCAAAGCCGAAUCUAUUAAAAUCCAGUUAAAUCAGUAAGUUGUUAUCUUUAAAAUUAAUAUUUGAUAUCCAUAAUGACAACCAACAGCAACCUCCUAGUUAAAUAAAGCUGUCCUUGUUAUUAUUAAAGCUAUGUGGGGAAAAUUGAAUUUGGGACUUCUGAGAACAAAUUCAGCUAGCUCUCAGGCCAGGACUUGAACUCGGGGCCUGCGGAGACCAGCGCACUAAUCGCUCGGCCAUCUUCACUAGAAACUCAAUACAAACAGUUUGUGUUCCACCACCCCAUCAACACAGUGUAUCAUAAUUUCUUUAGAAACCAGCCCUUUUAUUCAUCUCUUCAGUUUAUUAGGUAGGUGUUUAUACUUUGGAUCUCUACUAGUACCAUGAUUACAUUUGGAAUUGAAUGGACACACAAAGCAACUUCCAGAACGUUAAUAUUUCUCUUUGCUCAGUGUCUACAUGUAAAUGUAAGCACUACCUUUUCUGGUCUUAUUAAUUUUUACUUGACUUUUCAUUUAUCAUCAGGUUGAACUCAACUGUCAAGUGCAUACCAUACAAUGUGCAGCUUACAAGCAGUAAUGCUCCAGAAAUAAUUGAAAAAUAUCCUUUUAUUUUUACACUACUUUAUUAUUGUCUUUUAAUUUUAAGGGUGCCUACAGUUCAUUCGGUUCAUUCCCAGUAUUUUAUUCCUUAAUUAACAAACAUAUGAUAUUGUGUUAGAUGCAACAGACAAUGUGGCUACCAGGUAAAGUUGGAUUUACUUCUAAUCAGAGUGAUGUAUGCAUUUAGUCUUUAUCCAGGGCUAGAAAAAAUGUUGAAAUCUAGCUUGUCCUUUGAGUAUAAAGUGGCUCUCACAUUUUGUUUGACUGGAACCAUUUCUUGCUCGUCGUAGCUGUGAUUUUGGUAUUGGAUGACUUGCCCAGACCCUUGCCCAGUAAGAAAAUCUACUUUUCCCAGACUACUGAUUGGGACUUUUUUCGAGCCCUUUUUAUUAUCACAAAAUGACACAGGUUGUUUUGCGAUUAGCAAGCAACAUUUCAUAUUUGAUGAACUUGCCUUUUCUAACCAGCUUGUCACAUAGACAAUCAGAGCAUUCAUUAGGCAUCGGAGAUCGGAGAAUAUUUCUCUGUUUACUAUGCAGAAUUUUCUGGCUAACAUUCGGUAGCCUAUGACAAUUUUUAUUCAGACAUGGGGACUCUUUCAGAAUAUUCUUGUGUACUGUUACACCUUUAUCCUGCUACUAGAAUUCUUAUUGUAUUUUUAUCAGGACAUGAUGAAAUGUGUUCAGAUGAUUUCUGUAUAAACAAACAGCUCGCCCCAUCUUCCCCACUCCCAGUUAUGAAUAUAGACCCUUUGCAGCUCACCCUUCAAUUCAUGUGACCUGCUUGAUCCAAAAGUUAUGGGAUAUAACUGAAACAAUACUGGAGAUGGAAAAGGUGUUAGAAAACUAGCUUGGAAACCAGAAGUGAUUGAUACAAAGGAAUAAGAUUUUAUGGCUGUUGGAAUAAUAUUAUUACAGUCUACAAAGUUUUAAGGGUUUAUAUGGAAGAAAUUCAAACGAACAUGAAAUGAAACCGCAUGUGAAGAGUAUCAAACCUACCGAUGAAAUUAUAUUUGGCAAACCCAGCAUUUGUGUUAUGCUCUUUAGAUCUCUACCGCAUAUUUGCAUCCCAUAAUUUUGGGAAAGGCCCUAUUUAAACAAAGCUUAGAGUGAGGUCUAUGUGUAUUCUCAAGGGUCACGUUGAAAAUUAAAAAGUAAGUAUAUGUUACAGGUCAAAAUUAAAUCUAGGUUAAAAAUUUUUUAACCUAGAUUGAUUUUCAAUUUCCUUUGUCUUCUAACCCUAAUUCAUGAAUAGUUACAGCUCAGAGACAAAGGAAAUAGAGAAUCAACCUAGGUUGAACAUUUUUUAACCUGAAUUUAAUUUUGACCUGUAACAUAUACAUCAUGUAGUCUAAUUGAGUAAAUAUCUUCUGUAAUUCUUGAUCUCUACCUGUACCAGAUAUUUGUUGAAUGAUGCCUGUGUUUUGGCAAAGAAGCCCUUGGUAUCUGGCAGUGCCUUGAGAUUUGAGGGGCAGGUAGGGUUGUAUUCUAUCUCCUAUGAUCUGAAUAUAUUUUACUUUAAAGUUUUGUUUGUUUCCUCUUUUGACAAACUCCUGUACAGUAAUCAAAAUUUUAUACAGUCAAACCUGUAUAUGCGGCCCUGUUUAUAGUGGUCACUCUGUAUAUUACGGUCACCGCACAACUUCCCUAAAUUUUCAGUUGCCCUAUAUUUUCUGCAAAGUUGACCUGUUUAUAGGGGUCACCCUGUAUAUAACAGUCACCUUGCCAUUUCCCAAGGGUGACUGUUGUACACAUGUUUGACUGUACAUCAUAGAAUACAAAAUUUAGAUAAAGGCAGGCCAAUAAUACUCCAAAAUAAAUGUUUCUGUUUUCUUUGAAAGUUGACUGUCUACAACCAUAUGGGGGGUCCAUGCUACCGCUGUCUAUUCCCCAGUCCACCUCCACCAGAAUCUGUUGGAAACUGCUCAGAUUCAGGAGUCCUGGGACCAGGUAGGACAACAACACAAAUUAAGGUGAUUUAGCAAAAGCUAUCCAUCACAGUGCAAAAAAAAUGUUUUUGUCUGAUUUGCUGAUGUGAUUAUUACUAUUUUUUAUAAUAUUUUUUAGUGCCUGGUGUUAUUGGUACACUACAAGCUCUAGAGGCUAUAAAAAUUGCUGUUGGAAUAAAACGUAUCCUUAUUGUAUAUAUAUAACAUUAUGCACUUAACGUCAGAUCCUGAGGGAAACAGUUAGUUUUGUUUUCCCGAAUAUAUAUAUUCCUCCUUAAUUUCACUGUCAGCCUCCUACUCGCAAAAGAUGUUAAUUUAUGAUGCACUUGAUGGCAGGUUUCUUACCAUCAAACUACGACCAAGACAGUCAUGCUGCUCUGUUUGUGGAGACAAUCCUACAAUAAAUAAACUGCAGGAUUAUGAACUCUUCUGUGGAGCCUCUGCUACUGAUAAGGUCAUUAGAAGAAAAAAACUCAUAAUAAAUGUACAACCACCUUUCACAAGCUAAUGACCAUUUAAGUAAUUUUUGCAAGGUUACCCCCCUGCUUCUCCAACAAUAUGUUGCCGUGCAAUAGAAAAGCAUCCCAUUAUGGAAUCGCUCCUAUUGAGUUGUGUCAAAUGUUUCUGUCAAUCAAAUGUCUCCUAUUAUUUGUAGGUGGAAAUUUUUUAAUUGGUGUAGAGCGAUUGCAUUUCCUAAUAAAAGGGAGAGCAGUGCGAAAGCUUUGAAUUAUCGAUUUGCUUAUUUAAAAGUUAAAUUACCUUAGUAUCGUGGAAACAAUACGCUAACACUUCAUCCAGAGUCAAAGGAUGCAACAUGCGUCUGCAUCCUUUGUGAGCACGCAAAAUUAAUAGUCAUGGGACCCGUGAUUUUACAGCCAACAUGGAUCAGUUGGCAGAAUUCCCUAAUACCCUCGAUUCCAGGGGGAGUAGUGCCUCAAUAGCUGCUGCCAUGAGGGCCUCAUGGGGUUGGCUUGUGUGCAUCUUCACCUUACCUUUACCCAUGUAAACUAUGUACUUUUCCCAAUCAAGGCACUUUUAAUGUGGGCCUCUAUGAAACAUGACCACUUCUCAUAAGUGACACCACAACCACUUCAAUUUCUACUUCUCUAGUUUAGAAUCGAAUUUUGUCCAUUGGUCUCUGAUCUUCCACACAAUGUGGUCUAAUCUCUUUUAGCACCAUGCUUCAUCAUAACUCAGAAAUUCUGUGCAAUAAAAUUAUUAUUUUCUCUUUGAUUGUGGACACGUGUGCCAGACCUGUUCCAGGGGAUUUGUUAUGGUUAAAUCCAUUUUAAGGUUAAACUGCAAUUGUUUAACUAGGUUACCGAAUUACAGGCCUUAGGGUAAACUAGAACCCAUUCAGACAGGCUAACCAUGAUAGGUUAAACAGCUGUUUACCCUGAGAAUGGAUACAGAUGCAUGAACCCGUUGUGGUCAGACUCUAGCAAGUGACCAACUGAGUCUUACUGGGCUGACGGGUCCAAAGCCAACCAAACAAAGGACUGCUGUAAGCAAUCAAGUUUUAUAUGACCUGCUUGAAUGGUGUUUUUCUUUACUUAUAGACCCCAUCUUUGAGAAUUCUACAGAAGCAACAAAGAAUCUCUGUUCAGGCAAGUAACUUUUAUUAUCAAAGUUUUACCAUAAUAUUAUUAUUACCCACUAGUAUUGGCUGUCCAAAAAAGGUUAAAGAUUUUUAAAUAAUGACAAGUUUAGGAGCAAAACUCAAGAGUGAAAAUUGAAUACAUUUGACUAUAAUGCACUCGAAGGCUGCUAGAUUGCCCUAGUCGUGUAGUUUCUUGGCAGUGUGCUGUUUAGAAAAAACAACAGAGGACUUUUGUCUAAGGAAACAACAAAGUUGGCAGAAUCCAUGAUGUGAGCUGUCCUUUAUAUACACUUACAUCGUAAUGGCUGCAAUAAUAUUUUCCCUUUUUUUAAAAUAAUGAUAAAAUCAUGAAAUUUAUUUGGAUCAGUCAUGAGACCCUCUUUGGGGGUUAUGUAUGUCCCUAGUCUGAAUUUCAAACCUGUUGUUUCGCGUUUUGAGGAGGGAGCCUUUGUUGGUAUUUUACUAUUGUAUUUGUGCUUUUCUCUGUCGCUGUUGCAGUUUCAACUCAUCUUUGUGUCUUUUGUCAUCAUUUCUGCUAUCCUAUGUUGCUUUUUCAAGGCCAUGUUGAUUGUCAGAAUUUUAUUCUAACAGGGCCUCAGUCAUGUGCUCCUGGAUCAGUAUUGAUUCUGGGAAACUACCACCUACCCCUCUCCUAACCCAACUAACCCAACAUUUUGCCCUUAGUGAGAGGUUAGUGUCAGCCUUGGGUUAGGGGAGGGGUGGGUGGCAUUCCCAACGUCUUUAAUAUACUGAUUGCAAUGGUCAAUUCUAUCGUUUCUGCUGAUGAGUGGGGAAGAGGCCAGGUCCCAUUUGUUUUAAUGUCUGAUAGCACUAUCCACUGCAUAAAAUCACUAGAUCCAGUAGAUAGGUAAAUUAGGGAAACCAAAAAUGCAUUAUCUGGACACUGGAUACAUGUAGAGACUUAUCCAAAAAUAAAUCCACCUUUUGAACAACAGGGGGGCCAGAACAUUAAAGUUUCAGUUAGGUCAAAAUUUUUCAUUCCUGAAAGUUGGCACCUUCUACAGUAGACCUUAUUUCUUAGUUCCUCACAUGCAUUUGGAGUAAGCUUUCUAUAUUCUCAUGGCUUAUUAUCUUUUAGGAAUAUAAACAAGUGGUUGAACAAAAAUGUCCUCACAUUCUUGUGGAUGUACGGGAACCUGUUGAACUGGAUAUAUGUUCUCUUCCUGGAUCCUUAAGUAUCCUUUGCGGUAAAAUGUUUGUGCAUAGUAUAAAAAACCACUCAUGACUGAAUAAGCGAUCUCUAGUAAAUAAGUACAUCCACCCACCACCCAGAACCCACAGAAUGCACAGAAGUUAUCAUAAAAAAUUCACUGCUGAUUAUGCAUACUGGUUGCGGCAACAACUAACAGAUUCAUUUUUCAAAUUAUCGAUUCUUCAUGGAAUCUUAGGGUGGGGGGUACACUUGACCUGGGCUGACAGUAAUACAGGUGAAGUUAACGUUGUUGAUCAUGUUGCUGAUGAUGAUAACAGCAGUGAUGGCAGUGAUCAAAUAACAUUCUCAAACUCAUUAAUAAUUCAUAAAGAAAAUACAAAGACAAUUAAUGUUUAAUGAGUGUUUGGAAAUCGGAUGAAAAACUGCUCAGUAUUUGCAUCCUUAAUUUCUCCUUCAAAAAUGAUUUUGUUUGAGAAGAAAUAUCAAACAUUCGACACAGUGUUUCAUCACCAGAUGAAACACCUCGAAGUUCGUCAAAAAUACUCCGCUGCGCGUCGUAUUUUCAACUCUCUUCUCGGUGUUUCAUCUGGUGAUGAAACACUGCGUCUCAUGUUUGAUAUAUUACGUAAUAUGAUGACAAUGGAUUUGCGUACUUUGAGUGAUAGGUAUAUAUGGGUAUAAGAACCUUUAUUGUUAUUGCAUUCCAUUUUGAGUAACUCGAUCAUUUUCCUCAGCUAAUAUGCUGCUUGCAAGAUAUUCCUCUGAGAAUCCUUCAUUCUUCUGAGCAGCAGAAAAAACUUAGACAGGCUGUUUCCCAUUUUGCUGAAGAAAAUAAGUUAAAAGCAGUUAAUGGUGAGUGGUUAACUGACUGUAAUAGAAAUUAAAGAUGAAUUCAUCUGCAAAUGCGAUAGCCUGUGCCACAGACGGAACUCAUCUUCUUGCUAAGUCUGUCUUCUAAACAGUGCUGAAAUCCUAGUCCUGGGCUUCCACCUGUGUAACAGGAUUUGAGUACCGGGGGUAUGUGCCAUGAAUGGCCUGUUAAAAAUGCCGUUGUUGAUUUGCCAAUCACCUUGACGAAAAAUUCAAAAUGCAUCUGUGGUAAUUCGUUGCGUCUGUUGGGGACUCAGAACAAGGAUAUGGCCGCACAUCUAACUACAGGGGUUAGAUUACAUCUGCGACACAGGCUGCGUAUUCAAAAGACUAUCAGAUAACACAUCAAUAAAUAAACAUUAUUAAGUUAUGAAUAUAUGAAAAUCAUAACGUGAAAGAAGAUCAUCUCAGUUAUAGAUGCAACUUUUGCAGUUGCGAAAAGAAAGCCUGAAAAAAUUCAGGCUUGUACGGGAUUCAAACCCUUGACCUCUGCGAUAACGGUGCAGCGCUCUUACCAAUUGAGCUAACAAGCCAACUGGGAGCAGGUCGUUGAAUUGGUUCAUUAUAAACCCGUGAAAGGAUUAUGAUGAAGUUAUCAAUGUAUUAAAAUCAUAGUUGCAUCUAAGUUUACGAUGAUCUUCUUUUAUAUAAAUAAGUUAUUUUUGUCACUUUUAAGUCAAUGAAGAAGUUACGUUGUAAAUAAUAACAUUUCUUUAAUGUAUUUUUUUGAAUUAUUAUUAUUUUUGUUAUGCACAAAUUGUAUCCUAAUGAUAUUAAUAUUUCUUAAUAUUAUUUUUGCAGUAUAUGUAUUAUGCAAGCAAGGCAAUGAUUCACAAAAAGCAGUCCAGUUAUUAAUAGAUAAGGGAUUUUGCAAAAAUCUCGACAACCUUCUAUUCAAUGAUGAUCCAUCAUGUGUUAGAGACAGCACCCUAGAUACAUCAGCUGGAGGGAAACUCAAUGUUACAUUUAAAGACAUUGCUGGUGGCCUUCAAGCUUGGGCCACACAUAUUGAUAAGGAUUUCCCUGUUUACUAGUGCAAAUGGCUAUACAUAGUGCUGAUUUUCUGUUCCAGUCCAAUAAAUAUUGUAGCCUAAAUUUCGGCCAAUCUCCUUGAGGCACCAACCCAUAAGAGAGUGUGACUCAAGGAAACCGUGCAACUUAUUUAUAACACAGAGGCUAGUUUGGCUGGGCAAAUGACUGACACAAAUAAUUAUCUUUAAAAAUGAAACAUAAUUGAGUUAAGAAUCCCGGCUGGCUGGAGGCAGCCUUUGUCACAGAUAGGCCCACUGUGGACAAUGAGUGGCUUAUAGGGCCCCCAGCUGUGUAGCAGGAUUUAGGUGCACGCAAUGGUUGGCCUGUUAAAAAUGCCAUUGUUUGAUGUGCCAACCAGGUUGAAGAAAAUUUUGAAACACACUUCUGGGAAUUUGUUGUGGGAGCCCAGAAGAAAGAAAUUGGUGCUGCUUUGCAGACAUUAGGUACAGUUAGAUUACACUUUUUGAUAUUUCUUAUGGAAUAUCACCUCAUCAGUUAUCUAAGUACAAGUGUCAUGCAUCCCUGAUGGUUUUUCCAUUCACCAUUCAUUAGCAGGAAGCAAACUAGUUAGGGCCCAAAAAUUUGAACUUGGGGCUCCCAUGAAACAAAUCAAUCCAGUGGUCAGGGCUAGACGUGAACCCAGGGCCUCCAGUUUGUAGCUCAGCAAUCCAACUGCCUGGCUGGACUGCCUCCUUAAGGUAAAGACUCUGGCUGUUAGCUAAAGUAUGAUAACACUUUUUGUUUGAAUACCAACUGAAAGACAGCUAUGUGUACAUUAUACCAAUGCGUUUAAUAACAUGAAAAGUAUUGCAACUGACUUUAAGAUAAAAUAGUAAUAAUAAUUAUUAAAAUUUUUUACCUUAGAAUGUCUCUUUUGAUCACUUUGUGACCAGAUUUAUGUAAUGCGUG
This is a messenger RNA of Porites lobata, 11160 nucleotides long. The record is from the annotation of a GenBank genome assembly. Lineage: Eukaryota; Metazoa; Cnidaria; Anthozoa; Scleractinia; Poritidae.